Crotalus tigris (Tiger rattlesnake) is the source of this 3416-nucleotide messenger RNA. It is a transcript of the gene PEX13, whose product is annotated as peroxisomal biogenesis factor 13. Gene Ontology annotation, molecular function: protein binding. Gene Ontology annotation, biological process: protein import into peroxisome matrix, docking. Gene Ontology annotation, cellular component: peroxisomal importomer complex; peroxisomal membrane; peroxisome. The record is from RefSeq and is a predicted model, not a curated record. The coding region runs from base 397 to 1524 and encodes 375 amino acids. The transcript is spliced from 5 exons. Lineage: Eukaryota; Metazoa; Chordata; Lepidosauria; Squamata; Viperidae.
CGAGCUGAUGAAGCCGGCGCGGUUCUGGCGUAAGUUCGAUAGCUCGGCUCUCUCCAAAGAAGCAGGAACAGCGCUCGAGCGAGGGUCUCCUUGCACGGUGAUGGCGGCCAAUCAACCGCCUCCUCCCAAGCCGUGGGAGAACCGGCGGCUCCAUCAUCACCAUCCCAAUUUAAAAGGAAAAUAAGGUUCACUACUUUACUACUACUCUAGUAUACUGAUUAAAAAGAACUGAUGAAGAACAAAAAGGAAAAUUCACUGUUUCACUAGUGGAGUCAGUUACAAAAGAAAAGCCCCAUCGACCAGUUUAAAGCACAAGGACAUGUGGCUGUUAACCAGAGCAGAGGGGAAUCUGCCACAGUAUAUAUUUGCCAAUUGGAGCAGAGAUGCCUACUUCAAAUGAGAUCUGCUGAUGUAGGAGUCAGUCAAGUGACUAGACCUGGACAGCCCACACUCACUCGAAUUCCGCCUCCUAUUCUGCCAAGGCCUUCACAACAGACUGGGAGCACUGGUCUUAAUACCUUCAGGCCUGCAUAUGGUAGCUCUUUUUCUGCAGGCUAUGGCACAUAUGGGAAUUCUUUUUAUGGAAGUUACAGCCCAUAUAAUUACGGAUAUGGUGGCUUGGGCUACAGUCGUUUUCGAAUGGAUGAUAUUCCUACUAGUCGAUUUGUUCAACAAGCUGAGGAAAGCAGCCGGGGUGCAUUUCAGUCCAUUGAAAGCAUAGUCCAUGCCUUUGCCUCUGUCAGCAUGAUGAUGGAUGCUACAUUUUCGGCUGUCUACAAUAGUUUCCGAGCUGUACUGGAUGUUGCCAAUCACUUUUCCAGGCUCAAAAUACAUUUUACCAAGGUAUUUUCAGCCUUUGCAUUAGUCAGAACUAUAAGGUAUUUCUACAGAUGGCUGCAGAGGUUACUGGGUAUGAGAAGGAGCUCAGAGAAUGAUGAUUUAUGGGCGGAAAGCAAAGGAACUGUCGCCUGCAUUGGUCCAGAAGAUAAGGCAGCUAACUCUGCAAAAUCCUGGCCCAUUUUCCUAUUUUUUGCCGUGGUUUUAGGCGGUCCCUACCUUAUAUGGAAGCUACUAUCCACCUACAGUGAUGAUGAAACAGUUUCCAGUGACUGGGCCAGUGGAGAGGAUGAUCAUGUUGUUGGAAGAGCAGAAUAUGAUUUCAAUGCUAUUUCAGAAGAAGAAAUUUCUUUCCGUGCAGGUGAAAUGUUAAAAUUGGCACCCAAAGAACGACAACCCAAGAUACGUGGCUGGCUUUUGGCCAGCCGUGACGGUCAAACAACAGGACUCAUACCAGCUAAUUAUGUCCGAAUACUUGGUAAAAGAAAAGGGAGAAAAACCUUAGAGAUAGAGAAGAUUGCAGAGCAUCAAUCCUCAAUCAGCAAUACUUCUCUGGGUCAAGAAAGCACGACUGCUGAUGCUUUGGAGGAGCAAGAGGCUGCUUUUGAGUCUGUUUUUGUGGAAACAAACAAAACCCCUGUCAAAUCAAACUCUCCUCUGCUUAGUGGAAAUAAAGACGAUUUUUGAUGUUUGAAGAUUUAUCAGAGAUAUUGGACUGCAUUCACCAAUAAUACUUUAGGGUAGCCAUUUGGUAGUAAGUAGCAAAACGCUAAAAUUAUUGACACUAUCCAGGUAAUGUGCUAUUCACACCUGGUAGCAUCAGGCAUAGGGAUAUUUGUCAUUGGCUGUAAAUCCUGUUAGGUUCAUUGAACAUUAGGCUGUUGGGUAAGGCAUGCUAAGGGCCAUUGUGUGAUCUCAGACAUUGGUGAACUGUAGAGUCAACAUAUCGUAUUCUGAUCUGAAGAAGCUGACAUUAAGGCUUCAGAUAGAUCCUGAAGCCACUUUUUGAAGUCUAAAGAAUCUGCUCCAUAUAGUAGCAUUGUGGUGAAAAACUGUUUUCAGAGGUUUUGACUGUACCUUGUAUCUGUCAUUUUUGUACAUUUUUGUGAGAUAUAAGGAAAAAUGUACAGGGUUGAAACUAAUGUGCCCACUGGAUAGAAACAAAUAUAUGUAAUAUGCUUUUAAAAACCAGUAAAAAGUCCAUCUAAUUAUAGUUCUACGGUAUAUACUGAUAGAUUUCUUUUUAUAUGCCUCAUUAUGAAAGCUGGGGAUUUUUUUACUGCUCUAUAGCAUUGCAUUUGAAGCCUGAUGUAAUCCUCUUAAUUUGGAUUGGAAGUUACUUGCUAUAUGUUAAAAGCCACAUUGCCACAUGUUCUUCCAGAUACAUUAUGUAACAAUUUCCCUGCAUCAUUUUACUGAAACAUGUUCUGUCAAGAAUACUUCACAAAGGCUCAAGCUCAGCAUAAAUUGGCAAUAUCUAUGUGUUUUAAAGUUAAUUAUGUCAUUGUCGCAUGCAGUCUGAGCCUAGUGAUUGAUAAAAAUGAUAAAUACCGGUACAUGGUUUUCUGUAGUUAGUUUCUUCAGUUGCAAAUGCCAACUAUGUUGUUUCACUUACCAUUCUGUUUAGUAAAUCUGUAGUAAUUGCUCUAGUAAGAAUGUUGAACAUGGCUUAUGUAUCCAAAAUGUAUGAGGUGUUGUUUACAAAGCCAUAUUGAUAUGAAGAUAACACUUCUGCUCAUAAAAAUCACAUUUUAAAGUAGUGAUAGCUUAAAAUACUUUGAACUUACAAUGCAACAAAAUUAUAUAUUAAUUUUUUUCUCUAUUUUGGAAUAAAUGUAUUUCCAAAUUGAAAAAUACAAAUUGAUAUCCUUAAUUUUAAAUUAAAAUUCUUCUAUACAUAUUUUAUUUGCAGCUUUGCUACAAACCUUUUUUUAAGAAUUCUAAACAGCUUUGUAUCUUCAGGCAAAUUACAGCACAGAACAAAGAGCUCAAAUGAGUGUACCUUAUGUGGAAAUACUUUUUUCCUCAUACUUUUCAUAUUUAGUCAAUCUGCUAAGGACCUUGAGAGAAGAUUUUUUUUUCUGAUCCCUUUCAUUUAGUGAAGAAGCAGUAAUUUCUAAUUAAAAUAUUUGAAUUUGUAAUUUGAUAAGAUUAAUAGCUAAAAGCCACAGAAAUGAAAAACUAGGAUUAGACUCAAGGUGGGUCGGACCUGAAUAAUCAAUUGCACACAUUUCUUUAUUAUUAACAUGGUUAUGGGUUUGCAUGAAGCUCUGCAAUAUAAAUUGGUACCCCAGUUUUCCUCCAAAAACAUGCUAAGAAAGUUAGAUGUUGAUAUGGAUGUUGAUAUGGAUCUAGUACCUAAAAUCAGAUGUUGAUAUGGAUCUAGUAAAGAUGUUGAUAUGGAUCUAGUACCUAAAAUCAGUUUUUCUUGCCUACUGAUUACCUAACAUCUGGUGGUAAAAAGAGUAGAUUCCAGAUUGUAACUAACUUUUAAAUCAAGGUUUAAAAGAUUUGAUUUUUCUGAUACUUUACUAUUAUAAAUGUGUUGAAUUCUAAUAAAAAGGAUUAUCCACUUUCAA